Limanda limanda (common dab) is the source of this 2827-nucleotide messenger RNA. Its product is annotated as L-fucose kinase. Lineage: Eukaryota; Metazoa; Chordata; Actinopteri; Pleuronectiformes; Pleuronectidae. The transcript is spliced from 20 exons. Gene Ontology annotation, molecular function: fucokinase activity. The coding region runs from base 200 to 2827 and encodes 875 amino acids. Gene Ontology annotation, biological process: GDP-L-fucose salvage. The record is from RefSeq and is a predicted model, not a curated record.
UAGGGAAUGUAUUAUGUCAAUGAGCGUCUUCAUAACUAUAUAGAGACGUUCCUGAUCUGGGGAGACAGGCUCUGAGGUGGGGACACGUUUCAGUGUGACACAGCCGAGCUGAGAGGAGACAGGCUCUGAGGUGGGGACACGUUUCAGUGUGACACAGACGCUCUGCGGUGGGGACACGUUUCAGUGUGACACAGCCGAGAUGAGCAGCAGCAGGAUGAGGUGGACGGUGGUGGUGCUGAGCUGCCAGCACGGAGACACUGUGUACUCCUUCCAGAGAGAGCUGGAGUUGCGGCAGCAGUGUGGCUCUCUCUAUGAGGGUGCGUUGGUUUUGACGGUGCAGGACCGCCAGGAGCCGCUGGGCAGCGGGGGGGCCACGCUGAACGCUCUGCUGGUGGCUGCUGAACAUCUGAGCAGCCGAGCAGGACACACGGUGGUGACGGCUGACGUCCUGGAUGAUGCUCACAUCCUCAUCCUCCACACAGGUAGAGACUUCCCCUGGAGCUCCUGCAGCCGAGCGUUCUGCUGGUUACCUGGAGAGAAGCCCGACCAGAAGGUCCAGGCUCCGGUCUGCUGCCUGGACCUGCUGCUGGAGUGUCUCAGUACCAAGAUCUGUCCUGGUUCACCUCCUGGUGUGUGGGUCUGCAGCACUGACAUGAUUCUCUCAAUCCCUCCAGACUUUGCUCUUUCCUGGCAGGGCUUCUCUGGUGUCCGGGUGCUGGCGCUACCAGGGGACGUCUCCUAUGCAGCCAAUCACGGAGUCUACCUGUCCGACCAACUGGGACAAGUCAGAGACAUCAUCUACAAGGGGACGAAGGAGCAGAUUGAAGGAGCUCUGAUGCCUGAUGGGAACGUCCCCCUGGUUUCAGGUCCGGUCUUCUUCAGCCGGUCUGUGUCAGAGAAGCUGUUGCAGACUCACGUGACUCCUCCUCUCGAUGGCUGCACGUACCUGGGCCUGGACUCUGGAGCUCCGCCCCUGCAGAUCUCUCUCUUCCUGGACGUCCUGAAGUGUCUCUGCUCCGAUCUGACUCAGGAUCAGUUUGUGAGUGAGAGAGCCGGCUGCAGUUCUGUUGCUGGACCACAGGGGGCGAUGGUGAGGGGUGGCAGGACGGCGCUGUGGAGGAUCCUCAGAGGGACUCCGCUCACACUGGUCUACGUGCCCGGCGGUCGCUAUGACUACCUGACUCUCUCUGGAAAGCAGCACGUGGAGCGGCUGAGCCGUGAUUGGCCGGACGGGAACACGCUGUCUCACAUCCAGAGAGAGAGAGGGCUCAGUGACGGAGGUCGGGUGAUCAACAGCGUUCUGGAGGCAGACGUUGCUGUGGCGACCGGAGCGGUGGUGCAGCACUGCCACCUGCAGGGUCCUCUGGACGUCCCCUCAGGUUGUCUCCUGUCGGGUCUCGAGCUGUCCACGUCACGCUGCGUCAGGAAGCUGAAAAUGACCGAUGACAUCAUCAUCCAGGGACACCGCAUCCAGCUGGGGGCGCUGCAGCUGAAGGUCUUCACUGUGAUGGGAGCGCAGGACCAGCUGGAGGUCUCCUCUGAUGACAGCGACGCCUCCUUCCUCAACCAGAGGUGGAGCCACUUCUUCAGCAGGACAGGAACACAGCCGGAGGAGUUAUGGGUGAGGGGGGGGCAGCGCUCCCUCCUGGAGGCCCGUCUCUUCCCGGUGCUCCACCCCAGGGGGGGGGCUGUGGGUCUGGAGGGAGGCGUGGCCUGGCUGCUGGGGGGGGACGGCUGCCUGCGCUGGUGGAGGGAGGCGUGGAGGCUGUCGUUAAAGGAAGUGCUGUCACUCACCCGCCAGGAGGCGGAGCUGCAUUGGAGGGAGGAGCUACUGUUCCUGGCCGGGAGGCGGAGAGUGUGUGACGCUCUGAUAGGUCGGACCGACGUCUGCCUGCUGCCUUGCUUCAGGGCCGCGGUGCUGGGGGGCCAGCAGGGGGCGCUCCUGGAGACACUGGACAACAUUGCAGGAGGUUGCAGGGAGCAGGGGGCGGAGCCUGGGGCUGAGCUGGGCGUGGCUGCUCGCUGUCUCUCCUGCAUCGCUGAUGUGUUGGUGUGUAUGGCGGGGGGGAAGGGAGGACUGAGGAGCGGACCUGCUGCUAACGAGGCCUGGAGCCCCGCCUACUUCCUGUUGGAGGAGGGUAACCUGAGGGGCGGAGUCCAGGCCCUGGCUAAACAGAGAGCUGAUUGGCUGAGCAGGCCGGACCUGCUGGUGCGUGCGGCGCGUCACUACGAGGGCGCCGGUCAGGUGCUGCUACGACAGGCUGUGAUGUCAUCACAGAGGUUCAUCUCUAUUGGUCAGGGUGAAGUCCCGCCCCUUGAUCAGUGGCAGGAAGUGGAGUGUCCGGCCAGACUGGACUUGGCAGGCGGGUGGAGUGACACGCCUCCCAUCGCCUUCGAGCACGGAGGCUCUGUGACCAACGCUGCUGUGAAGGUCGAUGGGAAACGCCCCAUCGGUGCCAGAGCCCGACGCAUCGCAGAGCCCCGCCUCCUGCUGGUCAGCCACGCCGGGGGGAGGGAGAGUGAGGUUUCCACGGAAACAGUGUGCGACAGCCUGGACGACUUGAGGGACUACUGCCAGCCGCAGGCGCCCGGAGCCCUACUGAAGGCGGUGUGUGUGGUCAGCGGCCUGGUGUCUCUCACCUCCCAGCAUCCUCUGGGGGACCAGCUGAUGCAGAGGUGGGGGGGAGGGGUGGAGCUCCACAGCUGGUCGGCGCUGCCCACUGGAUCUGGACUGGACGUUCACACGCAUCCCGUCGUCAUGGUGAUGCUCCGGCGUCCCUCUGGUCCAGCUGUGAAACCCUGUGAGGACAGGGGACAGUUCCAGUGA